Molecule: messenger RNA, 2004 nt
Organism: Amaranthus tricolor (Joseph's coat)
Lineage: Eukaryota; Viridiplantae; Streptophyta; Magnoliopsida; Caryophyllales; Amaranthaceae
Exons: 8
Coding region: 1-2004 (667 amino acids)
Biological process (GO): DNA integration
Molecular function (GO): nucleic acid binding
Source: RefSeq, a predicted model, not a curated record
AUGCCACCUCAACGGGAAAUUGACUUCACGAUUGAAUUGGUACCGGGGACUGGACCGAUUUCUAAGGCCCCUUAUCGUAUGGCUCCAAAAGAGAUGGAGGAGUUGAAGUCUCAACUGGAAGAAUUAAUAGCUGAAGGGGAUAUACAUAAAACCGCAUUCAGAACACGUUAUGGACAUUAUGAGUUCACAGUGAUGCCGUUUGGGUUGACAAAUGCUCCAGCCGCGUUCAUGUGCUUAAUGAACCAAGUGUUUAGUGCAUACUUGGAUAAAUUCGUCGUUAUCUUUAUCGAUGAUAUAUUGGUCUAUUCGAAAGACCGAGAAGAACAUCAGGAACAUCUACGAUUUGUCCUGCAAACCCUGCGAGAAAAUAAGUUGUACGCGAAGUUGUCAAAGUGUGAAUUUUGGUUGGAUAAGGUAUCGUUUUUGGGUCAUUUUGUCUCUAAGGAAGGUAUUUCGGUGGACCCGGUAAAAGUGGAGGCAGUUCGAAGUUGGCCGACACCUAAGAACGUCACCGAGGUACGAAGUUUCCUAGGUUUUGCCGGGUAUUAUCGUCGUUUUGUUAAGGAUUUUUCGCGUAUUGCUCGGCCCAUGACCUCGUUAAUGAAGAAAGAGAAGAAGUUCCAAUGGACGGAUGAAUGUGAACAGGCCUUCAUGACUUUGAAGGAAAGGUUAACUACGGCUCCUGUUCUUACUCUACCUGACCCUAAGUUGGAUUAUACUGUUUACAGUGACGCGUCGAAGAAAGGGUUGGGUUGUGUUCUGAUGCAGGACCGUAAGGUGAUUGCUUAUGCAUCUCGACAACUGAAGGUACAUGAAGUUAAUUAUCCGACCCAUGAUCUGGAAUUAGCCGCUAUAGUUUUCGCUCUCAAGAUAUGGCGGCAUUACUUGUAUGGCGUUAAGUGUAGGAUUUACACUGAUCAUCAGAGUCUGAAAUACCUCUAUACCCAACCUGACUUAAAUAUGCGACAACGUCGGUGGUUAGAGUUGAUGACAGAUUAUGACCUGGAGUUCAUAUAUCACGAAGGGCGAGCGAACUUGCAGGCAUUGGGUACAACAUUGCUCCAUAGUACGUCGUUUCAUCCGCAGACGGAUGGACAGACAGAACGAACGAAUCAGAUAUUGGAGGAUAUGUUGCGCGCAAUUGCCAUGGAGUGGCAAGGGUCUUGGGAUGAACAUUUGGAUCUAAUGAAAGAGAAGGUAAGAUUGAUAAGGGAUCGGUUGAAAGCGGCACAGGAUCGCCAAAAGUCGUAUGCUGAUUUGAAACGACGACCAGAGGAGUUCACCGUGGGAGAACAGGUGUUACUUCGCGUAUCACCCUUGCGCGGAGUAGUACGUUUUGGUGCUCGGGGAAAGUUGAGCCCUCGGUUCAUAGGGCCUUAUGAAGUUUUGGAACGUGUGGCCACUCAUGUAUUAGAUCCCGAACCUUUGGAUUUGGAUGCAUCUUUGUCUUACCCUGAGCAACCGAUUCGAAUCUUGGACAAGAAGGUCCGUAGCACUCGACGGAAGGAUAUAGUUAUGGUAAAAGUUCUGUGGUCGAAUCAUGAGCAGUUUAACGUGUUCUUGGAGCAUUCAAUCCCAUAUUUGCAUCAACUUGGUAUCAGAGCCUACGUUCUGAGUAGGGACCAGAUCAAAGGGGUACGUAUUCAAUUCUUUCUCGUCAAUAAUUCGUUUAUGAUUGAGAAUUACAGAAUAUAUUUGAGUUCUAUUUGUAAACAAUUGAAUAUUUCGUUUGUCCUGAAAAAAAUUGAUAAACAUAAUUCGAUUUGCAAAAUUUGUUCUGAAAAAUUAGGGUUUAGCGUCUGUGCCUUUGUUUUUGUUUCUGAAAAUCUAUUGCCUGCAAGGUUCUGGUAUUGUUGUGAUAAGGAUAAGAUGAAUACUGAUGAGAGGUUUGCUGAGAUGGCCUUGGCUAUCCAACAGCUUGCACACACAGUAGCUAGGUUAGAGGUGAACCAACAAGAGAGGGUUAUACCUGUGCACAAUCAUGAAAGAAACACUGAGGACUGA